UUCAAGUACCGAAGCCUGAACCUAGCAUAUCGUCAAACCUCCGAUCCCAACUCCAUGACCACGAAGACGACGACAACAACACUAUAACUAUAGUAAGAGUCACCACCAUCGACCAUGGCGCCCUCACUCUCCAAACCCGUCCUCCCCGUGUUCCGGGACCGCACCGUCAAGGGCAUCAUCACCCAGCUCACGUCCAUGUACCUCGACAACCGCACCCGCAUCUCACGCGCCGUCUACAUCACCCUCUUCGUCGCCCUCGUCAACCGUGUCCGUCAUGCCAUCGCCGAGCAAAAGGCCGCCUCUGCCCGCGACGCCGCCAAGCGCGCCGAGCGCCAGGGCACCACGGCCUCGACCUCGGACGAUGCCGCGGGCGGCAAGAAGAAGAAGGUGGAGCUGAACCGCGAGUUCUUCCGCUCGCUGCUGCGGUUGCUCAAGAUCGUCGUGCCCGGCUGGCGCAGCAAGGAAACGAGGCUGUUGAUCAGCCAUAGUUUCUUCUUGGUGUUGAGGACGCUGAUCUCGCUCAAGGUGGCGGCUAUGGAUGGUGCGAUUGUCAAGGCGCUGGUGAAGGGUAAUGGAAGGGAGUUCAUUACGAGGAUUGUGUAUUGGAUGUUGAUUGCGGUGCCGGCUACGUUUACGAACUCUAUGCUCUCAUACCACCAAGCCGAAUUGUCGUUAAAGUAUAGGACGAGAUUGACGCAGUAUAUCCACGACAAAUACCUUUCGCAGUUGACUUUCUAUGGUAUUUCUGCGCUAGACGACAGGAUCAAGAACCCCGAUCAGCUCAUUGCGGUUGAUGUGGCCAAGUUCUCCAAUAGCUUGGCUGAGCUGUACAGCAACCUGGCCAAGCCGAUCCUUGAUAUGACAAUCUACACCUUCUCGCUAUCCAAGAGCGUCGGUGGAGAGGGUGUUGUAUUCAUGUCCCUGCUGGUCCAACUCUCAGCAAACGUCAUGCGAGCGCUAACACCGCCUUUCGGCAAAUAUGUUGCUGAAGAAGCGAGACUAGAGGGCGAAUUCCGCUUCCAGCACUCUAGGCUAAUAGACCACAGCGAAGAGGUCGCCCUAUACGCCGGUCACGAAGCCGAAAAGGACACGCUAGACAAGGGCUACUUCACCUUGAUCAAGCACGUCAACUAUAUCUUGCGCCGGCGCUUCUAUCACAGCUUCAUGGAGGAUUUCGUGAUCAAGUACUUCUGGGGUGCGUUGGGCUUGAUGCUCUGCAGUGUUCCCGUGUUCGUCAAGCUGCCGGGCCAGCUCCAGAUGAACAUGGGUGACCGCACCGAGACGUUCGUGACAAACCGGAGAAUGCUCCUGUCGGCUUCGGACGCCUUUGGCCGUAUCAUGUUCUCGUACAGGGAGAUCAUGGAGCUGGCGGGCUACACAUCCCGGGUGUCGUCACUGCUGGAGGUCAUGGAUGACAUUCAGAACGGACACUUUGAGAAGAAGCUGGUGUCUAGCUCGGGUAUCGAGGAUAACGAGGCCGUGCUCAAAGGCAGAGGCAAAGUGGUGGAGAGCAGGGAUAUCGAGUUCAUUGAUGUCCCUAUCAUCUCCCCCAACGGCGACGUCCUAGUCAAGGCCCUCUCCUUCAAGCUCCGGGCAGGCGACCACCUCCUCGUCGUCGGCCCCAACGGCUGCGGCAAGUCCUCCCUCUUCCGUAUCCUCGGCGGUCUCUGGCCCGUCUACGGCGGCACCGUCCACAAGCCUCCCUUCACCGACAUCUUCUACAUCCCGCAGCGCCCCUACCUCUCUCGGGGGUCCCUGCGCCAGCAAAUCAUCUACCCGGACGGCCUGCGCACCAUGCGCGCUAAGGGCGUCACUGACGCUGACCUGCUCGCUAUCCUCAAGGUUCUCAAUCUCGAGCACCUGCUCGAGCUCUACCCGGAGCGGUGGGACGCCGAGGCCGAGUGGCGCGACGUUUUGUCAGGUGGCCUCCAGCAGCGCGUCGCUAUGGCCAGGCUGUUCUACCAUAAGCCCCGCUAUGCCAUCCUGGACGAGUGCACGAGCAGCGUGACGCUUGAUACGGAGAAGGUCAUGUAUGAUAAUGCCAAGGCGUUGGGGAUCACGCUCAUGACGGUGUCGCAUCGCCGUAGCUUGUGGAAGUAUCAUACCCAUAUUUUGCAGUUUGAUGGGCAGGGGAAGUACGUGUUUACGAAGCUGGAUGCGGAGAGGAGGCUGGAGCUGGAGGAUGAGAAGGAGGAUUUGGAUGUGUUGUUGAGGCAGGUGCCGGAGUUGGAGAGGAGGAUUGCUGAGUUGACUGCUGAGUAAGCUGUGGACUGGAUUGGAUUGAUGAUUAUGAGGAUGAGAUGAUGGGGGGUUUAUUUUGGAUAUAUAUCACGGAAAGGAAGGAAGGGUGUAACUGGACCUUCGGAAAAUGCCCAAAAGACUACAGUAUAUCCUGGGCGGCUUUAUGAACUUUCUUUUUUGGAUAGCAACUUGUUUGGAUGUAAGAGAGAUAGAUACGGACACAGCAUGUUCCCGUAUAUAAGGCGUUUAGUUUGUUGUGAUUGGGAUUGUCGCGCUCGUGCCUCAGAGGCAGAACUUAGGCAGGUAUAUAACUCAUUCAGCUGACACUCUACAGUC
Messenger RNA from Neurospora tetraspora, 2577 nucleotides. Its product is annotated as ABC transporter transmembrane region 2-domain-containing protein. The record is from RefSeq and is a predicted model, not a curated record. NCBI's taxonomy places the organism in Eukaryota, Fungi, Ascomycota, Sordariomycetes, Sordariales, Sordariaceae. Gene Ontology annotation, cellular component: peroxisomal membrane. The transcript has 4 exons. Gene Ontology annotation, molecular function: ABC-type transporter activity; ATP hydrolysis activity; ATP binding. Bases 115 to 2262 code for a protein of 715 amino acids. Gene Ontology annotation, biological process: fatty acid beta-oxidation; peroxisome organization; long-chain fatty acid import into peroxisome.